AUGGUGGCCCCGGAGGCGGCCAGGCGGAGAAGGAGGAGGCGAGGGCGCUUGGAGCAAGGAGCCGCCGCACUGCUUGCCUGCUGCGGGCUCCCGUGUGCCGCGGCGGCGCUGCAGGGCGGCCUGCGGUGCUUCGCCAGCGGUGCCCGCGGCGCCCCCGCGCGUCAGCCCCGCGGCUGCGCUCGGCAGGCAUCAGACCCCGAGAAGCCGUGGAAGUCAGUGGUCUUCAAGAUGCCCAGAAAGAAGCCAGAGAGGGUGAUAGAGACGGAGGACGACGCCUUCACCAAGGAGAUGCGCGUGCGCCUCAAGGCCCUGGACUUGAAGCCGGACGCCAACGUCGGAGGAACACGCGGUGUCAACGAAGCGAAGAUUGACGACCUGAUCGGGAAAGAAGCGGACGAUGCCAAAAUCAAUGGGCUGUACGCGAUGUGGUACAUCGACCGGAAGAACGACCAGCUGAAGGCCGAGGCGAACAGCCCGGACAAGCACGUCAUGCGCAAGCGCUACGAGGAGCAGAAGCACAAGCUCCUCCUCAAACGCGCUGCCGUCGCAGACGAUCGGCCCGCCGAGAAGGCGACCUCGGACGGGCCAGGCUUCCUGGAGCUCACCAACGUUCAGGACAUAGACCGGAUGAUCGAGGAGGCCCGCGCGAGGCCCCCGAAGCCGCGCCACGAGGCCCCCUCGGGGGAGGGCGCGGAGCGGCCGGCCCAGGACAGUGACGUCGUGGAGUACCUGACCGCCAUGCAGCUGAAGUCCCAGAGGGAGGACAAGGGCUCCAAGCGAGUGGUCAAGAGCAAGGAGCAGAGGAGAGAGGACUACGAGGAGACCAAGGUGCAGAUCCUCGCCACUACUGCGGCUCUCGGCGCCUCCGGCACCGUGGGCUUCGCCGUGGCCUCGGGCGUCGACGCGGCCUUCAGCUUCGGCCUCGGCUCCCUGGCCGCGCUCGCCUACCUCUCGGGGCUGUCCUCGUACACCGACAACGCGGACAAUCCGAUGGGCAUGGCGUUGGGCGGCCGGCGCUUCCUGGCGCCGAUCUUGCUGGUGCUGCUGGUGGAGGGCUGGGACCGCGUGGAGGCCCGCAUCGAGCCGAUCGCGGCCCUGGGCCUGCACCCCCAGCUGCUGCCCGCGAUCUUCGGGCUGCUGAUGUACAGCGCCGGCAAGGUCCUGCAGGGCCUGCUGCCCAAGGGCCUCCUGGCCUCCCCCGCCCGCCCGGCCGAGCGGUGA
Messenger RNA from Prorocentrum cordatum, 1221 nucleotides. The record is from the annotation of a GenBank genome assembly. Lineage: Eukaryota; Dinophyceae; Prorocentrales; Prorocentraceae.